AUGAACACCAAGUUUAUCGCAGCAUACGAGCCUCAGGGCACCACGCCUGACUUGAGACUGGUAAAUGGCUCUGUGCGGGCGGCCCGAUCCAGUGAACUGCUUAUUCGAGUUGUCGCUACUGGCAUUUGUCACACUGACCUGAUAUUUGCCACUUGGCCUGCCAAUCAAAUCCCAUAUCCUAAAGUACUGGGACACGAAGGUGCUGGUGUUGUAGUGGAAGCUGGGCCUGGGGUAACCAAAGCUCGCCCAGGUGACUUUGUUCUUCUUUCCUUUCACAGCUGUCAAAAUUGCCAUGACUGCAAAGAAGACCAUCCCUCCUUUUGCAGCAAGUUCGUCGAGAUCAAUUACGGUGGCGAGGAUGCAACAUAUACAGCAGAGGGCAACGACCUGCGUGGCAACUUUUUCGGGCAAUCGUCGUUUGCUGAACUGGCAGUUGUAAAGGAAACAUCUGUUGUGAAUGUUACCAACAUCAUCAAGACUGAGGAGGAGUUGAAGUUGUUCGCGCCAAUGGGUUGUGGAUUUCAGACUGGUGCGGCGACGGUCGAAAAUGUUGCCAGAGCAAAUGAGAAAGACAGAGUCGCAGUUAUAGGCCUUGGUGGUGUCGGAUUGGUCUCCAUAAUGACAGCAAAGAUGCAGGCCUGCGAGACCAUCAUCGGCAUUGAUCGUGUACCAGAAAGACUGGAUUUAGCCAAAGCUCUUGGAGCGACUCAUGUGAUCAACACAUCCGAUGAGAACAUUGACAUGCAAGAAGAAAUAAAAAAGGUCACUGAUGGGAGAGGCUCUAGCAUAACGAUUGACACGACAGGGAACAUGGGUCUCAUCAAGGCAGGUCUAGAGGCUACUUCAAACAGAGGUCAACUGAUAUUUAUUGGAGUACCACCACUAGAUGCCAUGAUGGAUCUUCAUCUGGUCACAUUUAUGCAGACCGGGAAAGUCAUUCGAGGAACCAUUGAAGGUGAUGCCAUCCCUGAUGAGUAUCUACCCCGAAUGGUACAGUGGUAUCGGGAAGGCAAGCUACCAAUCGAUAAGCUGAUCAGCCUUUACAAGCCAGAAGAUUUUGAGACGGCUUUAAUUGAUAUGAAAAACGGGAAAACAGUGAAGCCAGUUAUUGUCUGGUAG
Fusarium fujikuroi IMI 58289 is the source of this 1119-nucleotide messenger RNA. RefSeq names its product related to zinc-containing long-chain alcohol dehydrogenase. Bases 1 to 1119 code for a protein of 372 amino acids. The transcript is spliced from 6 exons. The record is from RefSeq and is a predicted model, not a curated record. Lineage: Eukaryota; Fungi; Ascomycota; Sordariomycetes; Hypocreales; Nectriaceae. Gene Ontology annotation, molecular function: oxidoreductase activity; zinc ion binding.